Messenger RNA from Triticum turgidum subsp. durum (durum wheat), 2151 nucleotides. NCBI's taxonomy places the organism in Eukaryota, Viridiplantae, Streptophyta, Magnoliopsida, Poales, Poaceae. The record is from the annotation of a GenBank genome assembly.
AUGGUCAAGAUCGAAGAUUGUGAUGGGGAUGGCGCCGCCGACCCGCCGCAGCCCAAUCCGGCUCCGGCACCCACUGCCGUAAAGGCGGAGGAGGCGAUUGAUGAUGGUCAGCCAGGCACUUCAUCCAGCUAUCUAAGGUCACACUUUAUCGGUAUGGGAUUUUCACCAUUACUGGUUGACAAAAUGCUUCAGAAACAUGGUGAUCAUGAUUCUAAUACUAUAUUGGAGUCACUUUUGUCUCAUCAUAAUUCUGGGUCCGAAUCGUCAAGUUCGUUAGGCAGUCUCUUUGAUUCUGACAAUGAAGAAAACAGUUCUAAACAAGACAUCAAGCCGGAGCCAGAUUCUUUCUUAGAAAGGAGGUCAUAUUUACUCCGCACAAUGAACUUCUCACAGACGGAAGUCGAUUUAGCAUUCGACCAAUUAGGUGAGGAUGCACUACUUGAUCAGCUUGUAGAUUUCAUUGUCACUGCUCAAGGAGGAGUAUUAUCGGGAGAUAUGGAAAAUGGCCAUGCUACAAAUGAGGUAAAAGCUGAAUCAUUGUUUGGGGUAAUGGAUAAAACGCUUCAUUUGCUUCAGAUGGGUUUUACUGAGGAAGAAGUGUCAUUGGCUAUUGAUAGCUUCGAUUCAGCUGGUGAGUAUAUCUCCCAUGCGUUGCGAGGAUUUCUUGUUGAGCAGGGUACUCUUACUCAGUUCUCUGGCCCUAAUGCUCAUGCUCAGAAUGGUGUGGCUGAGCGCAAGCAUCGUCAUCUUCUUGAGACGGCGCGUGCAAUGAUGGUCGCCGCCUAUCUUCCGCCUCACUUCUCCUCAAACUCAUGGUGGAUCAACAAGAGUCAGGAAGCAGCAGUUCAGGAGCUUGCUGACUCAAUUUUUGCAAGACGCAUUGCCAGUACCAUUGAGCAGAAACAGGUGAAAAUUGAGUCUGAAUUUCUAGGGGAGCAUGGGGAGCAAGAAACUGAAUAUUCAACAUAUCAUCAGAGGUUGAACUAUUAUGACGAUGACGAUGACAACAAAAGAGUUAAAAAGGCCAAGCAUAUAUUCAGAGACGAUAGAGGAGCCUCAAGUAGUCAUGCUGUGAAUCAACCUACUCCGUGGUUAAGUGGCGGUGUUGGGUCAGCUGGUGAUGGUUAUUUGAAGGAAGAAGAUUAUGAAAUGACAUCGGGCCCUCGUGCAAAUGUCCGUGGUGACCUUGCCAAGCCUCCCUUCUUCCUCUAUGGAAAUGUUGUUAACAUCACCAAAGAUGCGUGGUCUGAAAUAUCGGGUUUCUUGUCGGGUGUGCAGCCCGAGUUUAUAAAUAGUCAGCUUUUCUCAGCUUUGAUGCGAAGGGAAGGUUACCUUCAUAACCUUCCAACAGAGAGAAGGCAUGUUGUGGUUCCGAAGUCACCAAUGACAAUUGAGGAUGCAGUGCCUUCCGCAAGACAUUACUGGCCCACAUGGGAUACCAGAAAACAUAUUGGUAGUGUUACUUCAGAGGUGGCAGGAAUUGAACAACUUUGUGAGAUGUUGGGAAAGACCAUAAAAGAUUCACGAGGAUUUCUUUCAGAAGAAAAACGAGCGCAGAUCUUGCACCAAUGCAAGAUGGCAAAUCUUAUCUGGAUUGGUCAAGACCGGCUAGGCCCUCUGCAGCCAAAUCAAAUGGAGCGGAUAUUAGGUUACCCAUCAAACCAUACAAAUCUGUUUGGUCUAAACCCACCGGACAGGAUUGGUGCUAUGAAAUACGCUUUUCAAACGGACACCAUUGCUUAUCUUUUGUCAGUUCUAAAAGACAUCUAUCCAGAUGGUUUGAGGGUACUAUCCAUCUAUAGUGGAGUUGGGGGUGCAGAAAUUGCGCUGCAUCGUCUCGGUAUUCCACUAAAGUGUGUAGUGUCUGUUGAAGAGUCUGAUGUGAACAGGAAAAUUCUGAAAAGAUGGUGGGCAAAAACAGAGCAGAGCGGAGUUCUGAGACAACUAAAUGGCAUAUGGAAGCUAAAGACCGAUGCACUUGAGGACCUAUUUAAGGAAUUUGGUGGCUUUGACUUAGUUGUUGGCGGAAAUUACAGUUCAUAUAGAGGUGGGACGACAGUAAAUGCAACUAUGGGGAUGGACUCCGGUAAAUACUUUGAGUACGUUCGUGUUCUUCAAAGAGUGAGAAGUAUGCAGCACUUCUUUAAGUAG